CGACGGGGCGCACGGUGCUGCACGAGGCGGUGGUGGCGGGCAGUGUGGACGCGGCUGCAGUGCUGCUCGAGUGGGGGGCCGACCCCGACGGGGGCACCGCCGCUCAGUGGCAGCAGGAGGGCUUUUCACCGCCGCUGCUGUGGGCGGUGCAGGCGGGCAGUGAGGAGUUGGUGCGGCUGCUGCUCACCAACGGGGCGGACAUCAACGCCACCGACGCCACUCGCUGCUCCGCGCUGCACUACGCCUGCAGCAUGAGCCACAGGUGUGUGUGUGGGAGGAACACAGCAGUGGUGCAAGCUGAUGUGCUGAAGGGGGGCAAUGGGAUGGGGAGACCUAUGCGCGCUAUGCUCGACUCGACUCAGCUCAUCUCUGGCCCCUCGCUCCUCCUGGGUCCCCUGCUGGGGAGUCGAGCGUGCAGCUCCCCACUAUCCACUUCCUUCCCACCACAUGCCACCUCGCCCACUAAACCGUGCUGGUCUCUGGGGAUAAUAAAGCUGCUGCUGGUGGCGGGCGCCAACAUGUAUGCGCGCAACAGCGAUGGUCUCGUGGCGCAGCAGCUCACGGCGUCGGAGCGCAUCCGGGCGCUCUUCCGCAAGCUACACGAGUACCACCUGCGCUCCACUGAGGGGGGUGCUGACAUGGACCACACGGGCAGCAACAGCGGCGGCAGUGGCGGGGUGGGGGAGGGGGGCGGGCAGCACUGGGAGGCCGGCCUGGACGACACCGCCGCCUCUGCCCAUGCCCACCUGCCGGGGGCGGUGCUGGGCCAUGGGGAGGGCGGGCGGGCGAGGCGGGAGGGGCAGGGAGGUGCAUCAGGUGCGCGCGGGGCGGACGCCUUUCCGCUCUCGGCGUCGGUGGCAGCGCCGCCAUCACGCGCGGACUGGCUGCUGGCCAAGAAUCGCACCAUGAGCUUCCAGAGCCCCUCCCGCGACCCGCGCCCCGCGCACCCCUCCCCCUCCGCGUCCAUCUCGCCCCUCGCCGCGCACCCCACCACCCUGCCCGCCCGCUCCAUGUCCUUCCGCAGCCCUUCGCGCGACCACCUGCGCUCCGCCGCCCACCACCACGCUGCGCCGCCCUCCUCCUUCUCGUCCGCUGCCGCCCAGCCCACGGGGCUGCCCGCGCGCACCAUGAGCUUCCGCAGCCCCACUCGCAGCCACGGCCUGCCCGGGCAGCGCGCGCGCAGCCCCACCCCCUUGGAGGGCCACGAGCAGCUGUUCUCGGCGGCGUGGGAGAGCGCCCGCCGCGUGGGCGGCACUGACAGCUCCGCCGCGUCCCCCGCCCUCUCGCCCUCGCCGCUGCCCUCCUCGCGCUCCGCUGCCUCCCCCACCCGCCACGCUGCAGAGGGGGACGGCGCCGCCGCCAGGUUGGUGGGUGCAGGCGGCGUUGGGGGCGCGGGAGGGCUCAGAGGCGCGGGUGGAGGGGGAGGGAUGGGCGCAGCAGGGAGGAGGGUUGGGGGCAGCCUGGCGGGGCGCGCACUGGAUGGCGCUGCUGACAGGGCCGUGGCAGCAGGGGCAGCAGCGGGCAGGCGUCAUGGGGGCAGUGGCGAGGGGGGCGAGGGCGGGGGGAGAGGGGGGGGAGGGAGGGCAGCGGGGAGAGGGGUAGGGGGAGUGGGAGGGGGGCUGGUGGCGGGGCAUGGCGAGGUGAUGUCAGAUGUGGAGGGCGGUGCAGUGCGGUUGCGGCGGGCGAGAGUACCGGGGAGCAGCAGUGUGGGUGGCAUGGUGAGCGAUGGCGGCAGUGCGGGCGAGUCACGGCUGGGGCGGGCCGCUGGCAGGGGCGCUGGUGGGACAGCCAGGGGGGGUGGGGGGGGAAGGGGUGGGGUGGAGGGGCGAGGGAGAGGGGUGGAGGGUGGGGGGGCGGCGGGGAGGGAUGGUGCGCACACAGUCACUGAAUGCACAGGCUAUGAUGGCAUGAAAAGCCCCUCUGGCAGCGGCAGACAGGGCGUGCAGCAGAGAGGGGCGGUAAGUCCGGGAGAUGAGGAGAGGCAUGGGGGUGAGAAGUCCGGGAGUGAUGGGGGAGGAGAAAGGUGCAGAGAGGGAGGAGGACGCGCAGCACAGCCUGGGGGGUUGGAUAAGAACAGAGGGAGGGAGAGAGAGGGCAGUGGGAAGGAGAGAGAGGGAAGUGGAAAGGAGAGAGGGGGAAGUGGGAAGGAGAGAGGGGGCAGCAGCGGGGAUAUGGUGAGUGGAGAGGGUGCAGAGGGGUGGAUGGCGGAGUCGUCUCAGUCGGAGAGUGACCGCGGUGAGCAUGGGGGCGACCAUGGGGGCGAGCAUGGGGGCGCGGGGCGCAGGGACGCAGCGAGGAGGGCGGGGAGGCAGGUGGUGGGGAGGGGCAUGUCGCAGGAGGAGAGGGCGGUUGGGAAACCAACGCCUCCACCCACACGCCUGGGGGGCGCUGACCCACCGCCUGCUGCUGCUGCUAGUGCUGCCGGUGCUGCUGGUGGGGCUGGGACGGCUGGGAGGGGAGGGCAGGGAUCAGGGGGAGUGAGGCGGGUGGGCAGCAGUGACGCGGUGGGGGAGGCGGCACUGUUGGCCGGCCCGCGCUCCCCCCUGGCGGCGUCCUCCUCGCCGCUGACGUCCCCCUCUGCCAGCUCGCCGCCCUCCUCCCUCCCCCACCUGCGCCGCCACGCACUGGAAGGCCGCAGCAGGCCGGGCAGUGGCAGUGGCAGCGGGGGGGAGGGCGGGCAGCAGCAGCACGGCAAGGCGGGGCAGGGCGAAGGGCGGCGGCGGCAGAAGCAGGGGGGGGAGGGGGGUGACUGGCCGUGCAGCGACACCGAGGUGUCUCUGCGCGCCCGCCAGCAGCGCCGCCCGGGCCUGCGCCCCUCCGCCCCCGGCGCCGCUGCACCGUCCGCGUCCCCUCCGCCUGACAGCAUUGCAUCGCGCGGCAGCAGGGGAGGGGUGGGCGCAGCAGCGGCAGAGGAGGGUGCGGCAGGAGCGGCGGGGGGAGGGGGUGGGCAGCGCGUUGGCGGCGGGAGGGAGGUGGUGACGGACGAUGAGAGCAUGGGGGGCCCUCGCCCCACCCCCUCCUCCCUGCGCCGCCUCGCCUCCGGUGUGCCGGGUGGUGGCGGGGAGGCGUCAGGGCGAGCAGAGGGUGCGUCGGCAGCACCAGCUGUGGUGGGAGCAGCGGCAGGGGCAGGUGCGAGGGGUAAAGGGGAGAGGCCUGGCAGCGCAGGGGGGAGGGCGGAGAGGCCUGGCAGUGGCGGAGGCAAGGGAGAGAGGGCUGGCAGCACACGUGGUGCUGCUGCUCGCGCUGCUGCUCCCACUGCUGCAUCCGCUGCUGCUGGGGCCACUGGUGCUGGCAGUAGUAGUGGUGGUGGUGGUGCUUCUGCUGCUGCUGCUUUGAGUGCUGGCGUUGAGGGCAGCGAGGGCAGCACAGCUGCUGCUGCUGUGGCAGGCGCGUCUCCAUCUCCCUCCCAAGCUGCUCACCCCGCCUCCACCGCUCAACCCACGCGUGCACGCAAGUCCGUGAAGUUCUCGCUGCCCGCUCAUGGCAGCAGCCAGCCCAGCGACACAGCACACGGGGAGAGUCCGGGUGCAGCGAAUGGGGUGGAGAGGAGUGGCAGUGGGGAGGAGGCAGGUGGGGGAGAGCAGGGAGGGAGGGAACCAUCAGCAGAGGGGAAGGUGGGGAGGGGCGGGGAAGGGGAGAAGAAGGGUGCUGUGCGGCCGCCCCUCUCUCCCAAACCCGUGGAGGCACGAGAGGGCGCGGAUGCCAAGGCAGGGCGUGUGGACGCGAGUGGAGACGAAGCAUCAAGUGCGGGCAAAAGGCAAGGAGCUGCUGCAUCGCCUGCUCCGGCCUCCCCUGCCCUUGAAUCCAAAACCACAGACCCCGCUGCCUCUCCCAAGGCCGCUGCUCCCACCUCCCCACUCACCCCUCCCUCCUCCACCCCAUCCCCCUCGACCCCCACCGCUGCCUCUGCUGCGGGUGCUGUGGAGGCGGCAUGUGCAGCGGCGUCGUUCAAGUGGAAGAAGGGCGAGAUGCUGGGCGAAGGGGCAUACGGCAAGGUGAGGGCAUGCGGCAAGGUGAGUGCAUGCGGCAAGGUGAGUGCAUGCGGCAAGGUGAGUGCAUGCGGCAAGGUGAGUGCAUGCGGCAAGGUGAGUGCAUGCGGCAAGGUGAGUGCAUGCGGCAAGGUGAGUGCAUACGGCAAGGUGAGUGCAUGCGGCAAGGUGAGGGCAUGCGGCAAGGUGAGUGCAUGCGGCAAGGUGAGUGCAUGCGGCAAGGUGAGUGCAUGCGGCAAGGUGAGUGCAUGCGGCAAGGUGAGUGCAUGCGGCAAGGUGAGUGCAUGCGGCAAGGUGAGUGCAUACGGCAAGGUGAGUGCAUACGGCAAGGUGAGUGCAUACGGCAAGGUGAGUGCAUACGGCAAGGUGAGUGCAUGCGGCAAGGUGAGCGCAUGCGGCAAGGUGAGUGCAUGCGGCAAGGUGAGUGCAUGCGGCAAGGUGAGUGCAUACGGCAAGGUGAGUGCAUACGGCAAGGUGAGUGCAUACGGCAAGGUGAGUGCAUACGGCAAGGUGAGUGCAUCCGGCAAGGUGAGUGCAUGCGGCAAGGUGAGUGCAUGCGGCAAGGUGAGUGCAUGCGGAAAGGUGAGUGCAUACGGCAAGGUGAGUGCAUACGGCAAGGUGAGUGCAUACGGCAAGGUGAGUGCAUACGGCAAGGUGAGUGCAUGCGGCAAGGUGAGUGCAUACGGUAAGGUGAGUGCAUACGGCAAGGUGAGUGCAUGCGGCAAGGUGAGUGCAUGCGGCAAGGUGAGUGCAUACGGCAAGGUGAGUGCAUCCGGCACGGUGAGUGCAUGCGGCAAGGUGAGUGCAUGCGGCAAGGUGAGUGCAUGCGGCAAGGUGAGUGCAUACGGCAAGGUGAGUGCAUACGGCAAGGUGAGUGCAUACGGCAAGGUGAGUGCAUACGGCAAGGUGAGUGCAUACGGCAAGGUGAGUGCAUACGGCAAGGUGAGUGCAUCCGGCACGGUGAGUGCAUGCGGCAAGGUGAGUGCAUGCGGCAAGGUGAGUGCAUGCGGCAAGGUGAGUGCAUACGGCAAGGUGAGUGCAUGCGGCAAGGUGAGUGCAUGCGGCAAGGUGAGUGCAUGCGGCAAGGUGAGUGCAUGCGGCAAGGUGAGUGCAUGCGGCAAGGUGAGUGCAUGCGGCAAGGUGAGUGCAUACGGCAAGGUGAGUGCAUACGGCAAGGUGAGUGCAUACGGCAAGGUGAGUGCAUGCGGCAAGGUGAGUGCAUACGGCAAGGUGAGUGCAUGCGGCAAGGUGAGUGCAUGCGGCAAGGUGAGUGCAUACGGCAAGGUGAGUGCAUACGGCAAGGUGAGUGCAUACGGCAAGGUGAGUGCAUACGGCAAGGUGAGUGCAUACGGCAAGGUGAGUGCAUACGGCAAGGUGAGUGCAUACGGCAAGGUGAGUGCAUGCGGCAAGGUGAGUGCAUGCGGCAAGGUGAGUGCAUGCGGCAAGGUGAGUGCAUGCGGCAAGGUGAGUGCAUGCGGCAAGGUGAGUGCAUGCGGCAAGGUGAGUGCAUACGGCAAGGUGAGUGCAUACGGCAAGGUGAGUGCAUACGGCAAGGUGAGUGCAUGCGGCAAGGUGAGUGCAUACGGCAAGGUGAGUGCAUGCGUCAAGGUGAGUGCAUGCGGCAAGGUGAGUGCAUGCGGCAAGGUGAGUGCAUGCGGCAAGGUGAGUGCAUACGGCAAGGUGAGUGCAUACGGCAAGGUGAGUGCAUACGGCAAGGUGAGUGCAUACGGCAAGGUGAGUGCAUGCGGAAAGGUGAGUGCAUGCGGCAAGGUGAGUGCAUGCGGCAAGGUGAGUGCAUGCGGAAAGGUGAGUGCAUACGGCAAGGUGAGUGCAUACGGCAAGGUGAGUGCAUGCGGCAAGGUGAGUGCAUACGGCAAGGUGAGUGCAUACGGCAAGGUGAGUGCAUGCGGCAAGGUGAGUGCAUGCGGCAAGGUGAGUGCAUACGGCAAGGUGAGUGCAUCCGGCACGGUGAGUGCAUGCGGCAAGGUGAGUGCAUGCGGCAAGGUGAGUGCAUGCGGCAAGGUGAGUGCAUACGGCAAGGUGAGUGCAUACGGCAAGGUGAGUGCAUACGGCAAGGUGAGUGCAUACGGCAAGGUGAGUGCAUACGGCAAGGUGAGUGCAUACGGCAAGGUGAGUGCAUCCGGCACGGUGAGUGCAUGCGGCAAGGUGAGUGCAUGCGGCAAGGUGAGUGCAUGCGGCAAGGUGAGUGCAUACGGCAAGGUGAGUGCAUGCGGCAAGGUGAGUGCAUGCGGCAAGGUGAGUGCAUGCGGCAAGGUGAGUGCAUGCGGCAAGGUGAGUGCAUGCGGCAAGGUGAGUGCAUGCGGCAAGGUGAGUGCAUACGGCAAGGUGAGUGCAUACGGCAAGGUGAGUGCAUACGGCAAGGUGAGUGCAUGCGGCAAGGUGAGUGCAUACGGCAAGGUGAGUGCAUGCGUCAAGGUGAGUGCAUGCGGCAAGGUGAGUGCAUGCGGCAAGGUGAGUGCAUGCGGCAAGGUGAGUGCAUACGGCAAGGUGAGUGCAUACGGCAAGGUGAGUGCAUACGGCAAGGUGAGUGCAUACGGCAAGGUGAGUGCAUGCGGAAAGGUGAGUGCAUGCGGCAAGGUGAGUGCAUGCGGCAAGGUGAGUGCAUGCGGAAAGGUGAGUGCAUACGGCAAGGUGAGUGCAUACGGCAAGGUGAGUGCAUACGGCAAGGUGAGUGCAUACGGCAAGGUGAGUGCAUGCGGCAAGGUGAGUGCAUGCGGCAAGGUGAGUGCAUGCGGCAAGGUGAGUGCAUACGGCAAGGUGAGUGCAUACGGCAAGGUGAGUGCAUGCGGCAAGGUGAGUGCAUACGGCAAGGUGAGUGCAUGCGGCAAGGUGAGUGCAUGCGGCAAGGUGAGUGCAUACGGCAAGGUGAGUGCAUACGGCAAGGUGAGUGCAUACGGCAAGGUGAGUGCAUACGGCAAGGUGAGUGCAUACGGCAAGGUGAGUGCAUACGGCAAGGUGAGUGCAUACGGCAAGGUGAGUGCAUGCGGCAAGGUGAGUGCAUGCGGCAAGGUGAGUGCAUGCGGCAAGGUGAGUGCAUGCGGCAAGGUGAGUGCAUGCGGCAAGGUGAGUGCAUGCGGCAAGGUGAGUGCAUACGGCAAGGUGAGUGCAUACGGCAAGGUGAGUGCAUACGGCAAGGUGAGUGCAUGCGGCAAGGUGAGUGCAUACGGCAAGGUGAGUGCAUGCGUCAAGGUGAGUGCAUGCGGCAAGGUGAGUGCAUGCGGCAAGGUGAGUGCAUGCGGCAAGGUGAGUGCAUACGGCAAGGUGAGUGCAUACGGCAAGGUGAGUGCAUACGGCAAGGUGAGUGCAUACGGCAAGGUGAGUGCAUGCGGAAAGGUGAGUGCAUGCGGCAAGGUGAGUGCAUGCGGCAAGGUGAGUGCAUGCGGAAAGGUGAGUGCAUACGGCAAGGUGAGUGCAUACGGCAAGGUGAGUGCAUACGGCAAGGUGAGUGCAUACGGCAAGGUGAGUGCAUGCGGCAAGGUGAGUGCAUGCGGCAAGGUGAGUGCAUGCGGCAAGGUGAGUGCAUACGGCAAGGUGAGUGCAUACGGCAAGGUGAGUGCAUGCGGCAAGGUGAGUGCAUACGGCAAGGUGAGUGCAUGCGGCAAGGUGAGUGCAUGCGGCAAGGUGAGUGCAUACGGCAAGGUGAGUGCAUACGGCAAGGUGAGUGCAUACGGCAAGGUGAGUGCAUACGGCAAGGUGAGUGCAUACGGCAAGGUGAGUGCAUACGGCAAGGUGAGUGCAUACGGCAAGGUGAGUGCAUACGGCAAGGUGAGUGCAUACGGCAAGGUGAGUGCAUACGGCAAGGUGAGUGCAUGCGGCAAGGUGAGUGCAUGCGGCAAGGUGAGUGCAUGCGGCAAGGUGAGUGCAUGCGGCAAGGUGAGUGCAUACGGCAAGGUGAGUGCAUACGGCAAGGUGAGUGCAUACGGCAAGGUGAGUGCAUGCGGCAAGGUGAGUGCAUGCGGCAAGGUGAGUGCAUGCGGCAAGGUAAGUGCAUGCGGCAAGGUGAGUGCAUACGGCAAGGUGAGUGCAUACGGCAAGUUGAGUGCAUACGGCAAGGUGAGUGCAUACGGCAAGGUGAGUGCAUACGGCAAGGUGAGUGCAUACGGCAAGGUGAGUGCAUGCGGCAAGGUGAGUGCAUGCGGCAAGGUGAGUGCAUGCGGCAAGGUGAGUGCAUGCGGCAAGGUGAGUGCAUACGGCAAGGUGAGUGCAUACGGCAAGGUGAGUGCAUACGGCAAGGUGAGUGCAUGCGGCAAGGUGAGUGCAUGCGGCAAGGUGAGUGCAUGCGGCAAGGUAAGUGCAUGCGGCAAGGUGAGUGCAUACGGCAAGGUGAGUGCAUACGGCAAGGUGAGUGCAUACGGCAAGGUGAGUGCAUACGGCAAGGUGAGUGCAUACGGCAAGGUGAGUGCAUACGGCAAGGUGAGUGCAUACGGCAAGGUGAGUGCAUACGGCAAGGUGAGUGCAUACGGCAAGGUGAGUGCAUGCGGCAAGGUGAGUGCAUGCGGCAAGGUGAGUGCAUGCGGCAAGGUGAGUGCAUGCGGCAAGGUGAGUGCAUACGGCAAGGUGAGUGCAUACGGCAAGGUGAGUGCAUACGGCAAGGUGAGUGCAUACGGCAAGGUGAGUGCAUGCGGCAAGGUGAGUGCAUACGGCAAGGUGAGUGCAUACGGCAAGGUGAGUGCAUCCGGCACGGUGAGUGCAUGCGGCAAGGUGAGUGCAUGCGGCAAGGUGAGUGCAUGCGGCAAGGUGAGUGCAUACGGCAAGGUGAGUGCAUACGGCAAGGUGAGUGCAUACGGCAAGGUGAGUGCAUACGGCAAGGUGAGUGCAUACGGCAAGGUGAGUGCAUACGGCAAGGUGAGUGCAUACGGCAAGGUGAGUGCAUACGGCAAGGUGAGUGCAUACGGCAAGGUGAGUGCAUACGGCAAGGUGAGUGCAUGCGGCAAGGUGAGUGCAUGCGGCAAGGUGAGUGCAUGCGGCAAGGUAAGUGCAUGCGGCAAGGUGAGUGCAUACGGCAAGGUGAGUGCAUACGGCAAGGUGAGUGCAUACGGCAAGGUGAGUGCAUACGGCAAGGUGAGUGCAUACGGCAAGGUGAGUGCAUACGGCAAGGUGAGUGCAUACGGCAAGGUGAGUGCAUACGGCAAGGUGAGUGCAUACGGCAAGGUGAGUGCAUGCGGCAAGGUGAGUGCAUACGGCAAGGUGAGUGCAUACGGCAAGGUGAGUGCAUACGGCAAGGUGAGUGCAUACGGCAAGGUGAGUGCAUACGGCAAGGUGAGUGCAUACGGCAAGGUGAGUGCAUACGGCAAGGUGAGUGCAUACGGCAAGGUGAGUGCAUGCGGCAAGGUGAGUGCAUGCGGCAAGGUGAGUGCAUGCGGCAAGGUAAGUGCAUGCGGCAAGGUGAGUGCAUACGGCAAGGUGAGUGCAUACGGCAAGGUGAGUGCAUACGGCAAGGUGAGUGCAUACGGCAAGGUGAGUGCAUACGGCAAGGUGAGUGCAUACGGCAAGGUGAGUGCAUACGGCAAGGUGAGUGCAUACGGCAAGGUGAGUGCAUGCGGCAAGGUGAGUGCAUACGGCAAGGUGAGUGCAUACGGCAAGGUGAGUGCAUACGGCAAGGUGAGUGCAUACGGCAAGGUGAGUGCAUACGGCAAGGUGAGUGCAUACGGCAAGGUGAGUGCAUACGGUAAGGUGAGUGCAUACGGCAAGGUGAGUGCAUGCGGCAAGGUGAGUGCAUACGGCAAGGUGAGUGCAUGCGGCAAGGUGAGUGCAUGCGGCAAGGUGAGUGCAUGCGGCAAGGUGAGUGCAUGCGGCAAGGUGAGUGCAUGCGGCAAGGUGAGUGCAUGCGGCAAGGUGAGUGCAUGCGGCAAGGUGAGUGCAUGCGGCAAGGUGAGUGCAUACGGCAAGGUGAGUGCAUACGGCAAGGUGAGUGCAUACGGCAAGGUGAGUGCAUACGGCAAGGUGAGUGCAUACGGCAAGGUGAGUGCAUACGGCAAGGUGAGUGCAUACGGCAAGGUGAGUGCAUACGGCAAGGUGAGUGCAUACGGCAAGGUGAGUGACCUAUGGCGGGGACGACAUGAGCGGCGUUGGUAUGUGAUCAACUGGUGGCAAAGUCUCAGCCCACCACGUGCGAUGGCUGUUCUGCUCACACUACGUUCGAUGGCUGUUCUGCUCACACCACGUGCGAUGGCUGUUCUGCUCACACCACGUGCGAUGGCUGUUCUGCUCACACCACGUGCGAUGGCUGUUCUGCUCACACCACGUGCGAUGGCUGUUCUGCUCACACCACGUGCGAUGGCUGUUCUGCUCACACCACGUGCGAUGGCUGUUCUGCUCACACCACGUGCGAUGGCUGUUCUGCUCACACCACGUGCGAUGGCUGUUCUGCUCACACCACGUGCGAUGGCUGUUCUGCUCACACCACGUGCGAUGGCUGUUCUGCUCACACCACGUGCGAUGGCUGUUCUGCUCACACCACGUGCGAUGGCUGUUCUGCUCACACCACGUGCGAUGGCUGUUCUGCUCACACCACGUGCGAUGGCUGUUCUGCUCACACCACGUGCGAUGGCUGUUCUGCUCACACCACGUGCGAUGGCUGUUCUGCUCACACCACGUGCGAUGGCUGUUCUGCUCACACCACGUGCGAUGGCUGUUCUGCUCACACCACGUGCGAUGGCUGUUCUGCUCACACCACGUGCGAUGGCUGUUCUGCUCACACCACGUGCGAUGGCUGUUCUGCUCACACCACGUGCGAUGGCUGUUCUGCUCACACCACGUGCGAUGGCUGUUCUGCUCACACCACGUGCGAUGGCUGUUCUGCUCACACCACGUGCGAUGGCUGUUCUGCUCACACCACGUGCGAUGGCUGUUCUGCUCACACCACGUGCGAUGGCUGUUCUGCUCACACCACGUGCGAUGGCUGUUCUGCUCACACCACGUGCGAUGGCUGUUCUGCUCACACCACGUGCGAUGGCUGUUCUGCUCACACCACGUGCGAUGGCUGUUCUGCUCACACCACGUGCGAUGGCUGUUCUGCUCACACCACGUGCGAUGGCUGUUCUGCUCACACCACGUGCGAUGGCUGUUCUGCUCACACCACGUGCGAUGGCUGUUCUGCUCACACCACGUGCGAUGGCUGUUCUGCUCACACCACGUGCGAUGGCUGUUCUGCUCACACCACGUGCGAUGGCUGUUCUGCUCACACCACGUGCGAUGGCUGUUCUGCUCACACCACGUGCGAUGGCUGUUCUGCUCACACCACGUGCGAUGGCUGUUCUGCUCACACCACGUGCGAUGGCUGUUCUGCUCACACCACGUGCGAUGGCUGUUCUGCUCACACCACGUGCGAUGGCUGUUCUGCUCACACCACGUGCGAUGGCUGUUCUGCUCACACCACGUGCGAUGGCUGUGUUUCUGGGGCUGAACGAGAUGACGGGCGAGCUGAUGGCGGUGAAGGAGAUCAAGAUGACGAGCCAGGGCGACGAGAAGGCCAUGCUCAUCGCAGCACUGGAGCGGGAGAUCGUGCUGUACAAGAAGAUGCGGCACCGGCACAUCGUGGGGUACAUCGACAUGGAGAAGCACGAGGCCGAUGGCUCCAUCUACAUCUUCCUUGAAUUCGUCUCCGGCGGCUCCAUCCACAGGUGGGCGUGCAUGCACAGGUGGGGGUACUGCUUGUGGCUUGCAAACAAGCUGAGCUUCAUGUCUUGUUGUCGCCAAGGCUUCAUGCCAACGCUUACUUCUUCCUCUCGCCUGCUUUCCCUCAUUCCUCUUCCCUUCCCCCCUCCCCUCCGUCUUCCCCUCCGUCUUCCCCUCCCCCUCCACCCCCCCGGCAGCAUGUUGGAGAAGUUUGGGGCGUUCAGCGAGUCGCUGGUGCGGGUGUACACGCGGCAGCUGCUGCUGGGGCUGGAGUACCUGCACGCGUGCCGCAUCGUGCACCGCGACAUCAAGGGUGGCAACGUGCUCGUGGACCGCGACGGCGUCAUCAAGCUCGCCGACUUCGGCGCCUCCAAGAGCUUCCACGAGGGCACGGUGGGCGAGGGAUGCAAGAGCAUCCGCGGCUCCGUCUUCUGGAUGGCCCCCGAGGUCAUCAAGGGCGAGGGGUACGGCCGCCGCGCUGACAUCUGGAGCGUUGGCUGCACCGUCAUCGAGAUGCUGACGGGGCGGCACCCAUGGCCGGGCAUGGACAACACGUGGUCGGCCAUAUUCCACAUCGCCAAGACCACCACGGGCCCGCCCAUCCCCGAGGGCGUGUCCGCAGAGGCCAGCGACUUCCUCACCGCCUGCUUCCAGCUCGACCCCAACCAGCGCCCCUCCGCCUCCGAUUCCAUGCCCCACAGCACGUCCCACUCACCUUCCGUUCCUCCUCUCUCUCCUUGCAUAACACACGCCACAGUCACCUUCCGCGUGCCAGGCACACACACUUGCUACCACAUGGACCACCUACCCUCACCAACUCGCACGCUCCCCCAUGCCUGUGCCUCCUCUCUUUCUCUCUCUCUGCAGCUGCUCACGCUGCCAUUCGUGCAGGUGCCCGACACGCCCAGGGAUGCCCGCUUCGCACCCUUGGUUGCCCGCUUCGCAUCCCCCACCCCAUCCCUCACCAUGUCGCCCACCCCAUUGCAUGCCGCCGCCCACCAUGUCCGCGCCACCCCACCACCCCCCCCCCCCGCCCUCCGUGCUGCGGAGCUCGUGCCGUGCGCCACCACUGCUAGUUGUGCCACUUGCAGGGCACCUCCAUGA
Messenger RNA from Closterium sp. Naga37s-1, 12731 nucleotides. The record is from the annotation of a GenBank genome assembly. Lineage: Eukaryota; Viridiplantae; Streptophyta; Zygnematophyceae; Desmidiales; Closteriaceae.